AUCAAUUCGGCCUACAUUGCUGAAGAUUCCAACGAGAUACGGUGUCCUGCAUUUGCUUAUAUUGGAUACGAUGACGCGGACGGUGGUUUACAGUGCUGCGCUGGUGGCGUUUGCAUCAGCGACCGCGAUGACGCUGGCGUCCAUCGCCCUGCCCAACUGGAUCAGCUACAACAUAACCUCGAUCAAGGGGCACUCGAUAACGCGCAACAUCGGUCUGCACAAGACGUGCUCGUCAGGAAUCGACCCGUUUUCGGACUCGCCGACCUGCCGACCGUUCCCGAUCGAGCGCGAGGACUGCGCCGGGGACGAGCGUGGCUUCUGCAGCAUAUGGCGCACCACGGGAUUCCUUAUGUCGCUCGCCAUCGUCGUCGAGCUCGCGACCCUGGUCGGGUUCCUGGUCAUCAUGGCCGGUGGCAAGAUGAAGCGGGUGACGGGCUGGAAGAUACUGAGCUGCCUCUUGGUUAGCAUCGCCACGCUGUUGCUCAUGUCCAUGGGCACGGUUGCUUACAUCUUUGACAACGACGACAAGUUUUCGGUGCCGGGGUGGAGUCUGGACAAGUCGUGGAUUAUGACGACUGUUAGCGCUGCCUUUUGUCUUUUGUGUGCGGUGGUCUUCCCAGUCUCGGCUCACUUUCUGCCAGCAGAAGGUGACUAUGAGUUUCUACGAGACCCUGUGCACGCUUAGACUGAGAGCUGCCGAUCUUGAGACGUAUUGGCCGUUGCUCCAUGGUGCGAGCUGGAGCGAGUGGCGGUUUAGGCACACUUAUGCACAUAUUAGCACUUCCGGUACCAAGUGGAUUUUAGAGGAACAACAGUACGUAGAAUGUAAUGGGCGGCGCCUAGGGAGAUGAUUUGUUAUACGGGCUGAUGGAAGCCAUUUACGACUGGCGCAUAUAAGAACGUAAGGGUUACUAUUACAAGAUAAUACACAUAUAUCCCUGAAUACCCAUACUACGGAAAUAGGCCCUGGCGAUUGUAUCGUCGAGCUCAGAGCCACUUGAUAUUCGUAGUUAUUAACAGUAAAUGAAUUGGCUAUUCUG
Pyricularia oryzae 70-15 is the source of this 1040-nucleotide messenger RNA. RefSeq lists its product as uncharacterized. NCBI's taxonomy places the organism in Eukaryota, Fungi, Ascomycota, Sordariomycetes, Magnaporthales, Pyriculariaceae. The transcript has 3 exons. The coding region runs from base 71 to 685 and encodes 204 amino acids. The record is from RefSeq and is a predicted model, not a curated record.